CAGAACACAUAACAUAUUCGAGAUGAAAUUAUUAUUGAGUUCUUUAGUUGUAGCUCUGGUUAGCAUUAUACCAGUGUUUGCAGAUAAUGGCCUGGAGGACUUCGACGAUGCUUCGCGAUAUGCAAUAGAGGGCAAAGUUUACCCACCUGAGCUGUAUGGUGGUGAUGCCGACCUCGCCUGGCAGCUUGAUACACAAAUAUCGAUCAACGGCGGCGAGUACAAAGGAUUUCUGCGGGAAGAUGGCACAUUCGUGAUUAGCUCUGUGCCUUCCGGCAGCUACGUGGUUGAGAUUAUUAAUGCAGACUAUUUCUAUGAGCCAGUCAGGGUAGAAAUUAACCCCAAGGGGAAAUUCCGUGCUCGUAAACUGAACUACGUUCAACCAUCCCAAGUGUUGCAACUGCCUUACCCUCUGAAGCUAAAGGCGCUCACUAGGUUCAGGUAUUUCCAGCAACGCGAGCAAUGGAAGAUUACCGAUUUUCUAUUUAAUCCAAUGGUUUUAAUGAUGAUAUUACCACUCGGAAUUAUGCUCGUGCUACCGAAAAUCAUGAGCGACCCGGAAACGAAGAAAGAAAUGGAAAAUCUCAAUUUAUCGAAGAUGACGAGCGACUUGCCAGAAUUUAGUGAAAUGAUUACAUCCUAUUUCACUAGCGGUUCUACGGCAGUAGCAGGAGCUUCUAAGGCAAACAAAGAGAAGGAAAAAACAAAACCAAAGCAAAGUAAAAAGAAAAAUUAAGCUCACUUCAUCGCUUCUACCGUAUCAGGAAAGGAUUCACGUUAAAAAAGACGAUUUCCGUAAAGCUAACUAUCCAAAUUUUGUUAGUCCAAUAGCGAGUGAAAGCCCUUUUAAUAAAAAAAGAUGAAGUUACA
Messenger RNA from Anopheles nili, 867 nucleotides. It is a transcript of the gene EMC7, whose product is annotated as ER membrane protein complex subunit 7 homolog. The transcript has 2 exons. Gene Ontology annotation, cellular component: EMC complex. The coding region runs from base 23 to 733 and encodes 236 amino acids. Gene Ontology annotation, molecular function: carbohydrate binding. The record is from RefSeq and is a predicted model, not a curated record. NCBI's taxonomy places the organism in Eukaryota, Metazoa, Arthropoda, Insecta, Diptera, Culicidae.